UUCUUAGCUCAUCUAAGCGCAUUGAUUCGCUUAACAUCACCUGUAGGCGAGCUMUGCUAGACCAUUUCCUAGAGAGACUGUAAGAGCGAAGAUCAAAAGCAAAAAUAAGCGUUCUCGAAUUCUACAGCUAAGAUUAUUUCUCUUCUUAAAGAACUGAUCAGAUCGGGAAAAUCCUUCUUUCACAAAUGAGGCCSAUGGCUGGUUUAAAAAUUUUGUCAGCGAUUCCCGAGCUACCAGAAACUGGUCAUUACUCGCCAGCUACGGCAGCGAGAUCUCAACGGUAUCAAAAGAAAAAACUCUCUCGCUUACAUGGCUCUGAACCGAAAGACUUGUCUCGUUGUAUAUUUAUUUUUCCUCCAUCGAUGUGUGUCGAGAAGGCUCCAGAAAACAAUAACGAGUCCAAGAAAAGGGAACUACUUAUUCCUAAAAUUGUGAUAGAAGAAGUGCGCUUUCCAGAUGACCAAGUUCGGGAUCAAGUUGAAAUACGUUCAGAACAGUCCAGAGGCUUUCUCCAUCCGUCUUACGCUAUCUAUGCAUCUGUGUCUGCCAACGAUCCUUGCGCACUCAAGAACAUUAUUUUAUCUGGCAAAGUUAAUGUCAAUAGACUAAAUGCGAGUGGUGUGACUGCUUUACACGAAGCAGCUUACGAGGGAAAAAGCCGGUGCUUAGAAGUCCUUCUACAAUGUGGGGCAGAUGUCGAUAUACGAGAUCGUGAAGGCUGGACUCCUUUACACGCAGCAGUCUGYGGUGGAAAUAGAAAGUGCGUUUCAUUCCUGUUAAGAAAUGGMGCUGAUGCUCGCUCGAAAAAUGACGAUGGACUAUCACCUCUAGGAGUUGCUAUCCAACAAGGAAACAAAGAAAUGGCUGAAUUCGUCAGCUCAAUAACCUCGAACUCUUCUGCUCGUCYACCAAGACGUUCUCUCAUCCGUGCUGCUCGAAUGUAAUUAUUAAUUUUGGUAUCAAACUCAUCUUUAAGAAAGAACUUUUAUUAUUAUUUUUUUUUUUUUUA
Molecule: messenger RNA, 1009 nt
Organism: Actinia tenebrosa (Australian red waratah sea anemone)
Lineage: Eukaryota; Metazoa; Cnidaria; Anthozoa; Actiniaria; Actiniidae
Molecular function (GO): protein binding
Source: RefSeq, a predicted model, not a curated record